GACACCAUAGUUUGUUGCAGACUCCAAACAUUUCUCAGAAAAAAACCUUUCUUCCUUCCUUCAUAAGGGUGAAGAAUUGCAGAGAGAGUCAGUCACCAAGAAAAAAAACAUGGGUGGUUGGGCUAUUGCUGUUCACGGUGGCGCCGGUGUUGACCCAAAUCUUCCUCUUGAACGUCAAGAAGAAGCCAAACAACUUCUUACCCGUGUUCUCAAUCUUGGCAUCUCUGCUCUUCGUUCCAAUCUUUCCGCCAUCGAUGUUGUCGAACUUGUGGUGAGGGAAUUGGAAACGGAUCCACUAUUCAAUUCGGGUCGUGGAUCUGCCCUGACGGAAAAAGGUACCGUGGAAAUGGAGGCUAGCAUAAUGGAUGGUCCAAAAAGACGAUGUGGUGCUGUUUCCGGCUUAACCACCGUCAAAAAUCCUGUUUCAUUGGCACGUUUAGUCAUGGAAAAAUCUCCUCAUUCCUAUCUUGCUUUCGACGGGGCUGAAAACUUCGCCAGACAACAGGGUGUGGAGGUUGUGGACAAUGAAUACUUUAUCACGCCUGACAAUGUGGGUAUGCUUAAGCUGGCAAAGGAAGCAAAUACAAUCUUGUUUGAUUAUCGAAUCCCAACAUCCGGAUACGAAACAUGUGGUCAAGGGGUUGAAAGUCCAAUGAAAAUGAAUGGACUUCCAAUGAGCAUCUAUGCACCUGAGACAGUUGGGUGCGUAGUUGUUGACCGUGAAGGAAGAUGUGCAGCAGCCACAUCAACUGGAGGUCUAAUGAACAAAAUGAUUGGUCGUAUUGGUGACUCACCUCUCAUAGGAGCCGGGACCUACGCGUGUAACCUUUGUGGCGUGUCAUGCACUGGUGAAGGCGAAGCUAUCAUACGUGGCACUUUGGCGCGUGAGGUGUCGGCUGUUAUGGAAUACAAAGGUCUUGGUCUUCAAGAGGCUGUUGAUUUCGUCAUUAAGCACCGUUUGGAUGAAGGAUAUGCUGGACUCAUUGCUGUUUCUAAUAAGGGUGAAGUUGCGUAUGGAUUUAAUUGCAAUGGCAUGUUUAGGGGAUGUGCUUCUGAGGAUGGUUUCAUGGAAGUUGGAAUUUGGGAGUAAAAAGUUGCCAGUUGAAAUUGUUGGUUGGAUCUUUUUUACUUUAUUUUAUUUGUUGUAAUUUGGGUUUAAGGGGGUGGGUUAGUACUAGUUAUAUGAUGAUUUAUGACUAGUUGUUUCAUUGCAACUUGCAUUAGGUCCCGUGUUGUAAUUAUUAGUUGUUUAAGAGGGAUAGAAAAUGUGAAAUAAUAGUGGCAUUUGUAUUGUUUUUAUUUCUUUUGGAAAUAAAAAAUGCUUGUGACACCCCCCUA
This is a messenger RNA of Trifolium pratense (red clover), 1338 nucleotides long. RefSeq names its product probable isoaspartyl peptidase/L-asparaginase 2. Gene Ontology annotation, molecular function: hydrolase activity. The coding region runs from base 110 to 1090 and encodes 326 amino acids. NCBI's taxonomy places the organism in Eukaryota, Viridiplantae, Streptophyta, Magnoliopsida, Fabales, Fabaceae. The transcript has 5 exons. The record is from RefSeq and is a predicted model, not a curated record.